AUGGAAGAUCCGAGAGUCUCUUUUCCUUCCUCGUGCACGAGCGGGCAAGCCUUUUCGCAUCGAAUAACCUACGGGGAUGUGCGGGAGCUAGGCAGAGGCGGAAGCGCGCAAGUACCUGGCGGGAACGGAGGCGGGGAAGUGUCUGCAUGCAGCCCUGCUCAGUCGUAUGCAGUUGCCGCCCGUGUUGUCGCGUCCUGCGCCGUAGACUUGCAAGCUUUUCCUCUUGCAUCUCGGACCUCUUUCGCCAUUCCACGCACAUCUUCAAGCAUCCCUGCGGAGGUCUCUUUCUUCAGACGUCUCCCCCUUAUCGGCCGGUUGCUUGGUCCGGCACGGGGAAGGGUCAGCAGCCCAGAAGUAGCAGCGGGUCCCGGCUCUGCUGCGUCUCUUCCUGCGUCCCCCCUUUGUUGUCCUGAACUGUCGUCGCUGCUACCAAACUCACAUGUGUGCCGGUGGCGAAACCAGGUGUGUGUGACAGCGUGGCGCGACUCCACGGUGUACUGCUACGUCCUUCCUGUACCCUCAUCGUGCUUCCUAGAAGAAGGGGGGAAGACCCGACAGCCUCGACGGGCGUCUGCGAGCUUCUAUUACGUCCACGAGCAGCCAGUGGGCCUUGCCAGACUUCUGCCGGAACAUGGGCUUCUCCUUGUUGCGGGAAAUCUUGAUGAAUGCUCCCUAAAUUCAGCCUCGGGUGAUGUUUUCCUCCUGCAGUACGACACUGCGUAUCUGCACAGCUCGUCGGAACCGUCGUCCGUACACAGAUCCAAGGACAACGCCCUUUCUUCGUCUCGUCCCUCAAUUGCUUCUCCUUUCCAAGCUUUCAAAGUGUGUCCUCUUCGCCCCUUGUCAGAGGUCGACUCUGCAUCAACUGCGGAGCAGGUUCCGCUGCGUAUCAAGCGCCGGUUUCGAAUCGCUGCACCCAUUCACGGUCUCUCACUCGCGGUGAGUUCUCACGCCGGCCUUCUUUUGUUUUCUGCGAGUGUCCGGAAGAAGAAGGCGUCCCUCCUUUUCCUGUCUGGUGAAGCUAUCGAGGAUUUGAAGGCCGCCUGCGACGAGGCGGAGGCGUCUAAAGAGAGCGUGACUCGAGACGCUGCAGCGGCAUCGGAGGCAGAAGCCCCAGCUGUGUGUCCAGAAAGCGAAGACAGAAAGGAGACAGGGGGAGCCGCUGCCGUGGAAGCGGCGCCUGGUUGGUCCUUUCCAACAGAAAACGUGCCUUUUUCGUUUUGCACCAGCGAGCACCUGCCGACUCUGCCGUCGGCCCCCACAGCCUACGCCUUGGACCGACGCGCGCAGCGUUUCUUUGUGGGGGGGUUCGACGCUGAGGAGGGACGGGUCUGGGUCGCCGUCACGAAUUUCUGUCGCCUGCGCCCCGAAUUAGAUGAAGAAGAUUAUAACGACCCGCAGAAACUGCGCCUGCAGCGCGCAUUCCUCGAAGAGCAGCCGCAAAGCGUGGCCGAGGACGAGGAACUGGAGCCAAACACCGAGUUAGAUCGCCCGUUCGUUCUCCUGCUCCCUCUCCUGUCCUGCCUCCGAUACGCCGCGAAAGUUGCGGCCAGUCUCAAGCGGAAAUCCUUGCAGAGCGACGCCGAGAAGCUCGCUGAGGCUUCCCUGCGAGAGCAGAAGCCGGAAGCAAGUUUCGGGCUGCGCCAUGCCCACGAGUCACCUCCCGAGCCGGCCGAGGGAGAGACCACAGUACUCUCCUUCCUCGACGAGCCAUGGGGCGCGCAGUUCUACCGUCCUGUCGCCAUUGCCGAACUCCGUUCCCUCCUCACUCUGGACGUUGAAGAAACAUUCUCAAGUCGACAAGAGGCGGCUUCGGCUGAACGCCUUCCGGACGAAGAAGUUGAGACAUUUCUCCUUUCUCACGACCCAGCUUCUGCGCGCGGCUACUCCUGCUCGCAACCGUUGUCUUCAUUCCCCAAAGCUGACAGCGAUUCCCGCACGCUUCCGCGCCGCUCCGCAAAGGGUCGGCUCAGGCCGAGUCCGAAACUCGAACAAGACGAAGCUGUGGACGUCGUCCACAUUGCUGUGAGCCGCAGCGGGCGCCGUCUCGCGGUGACUCUGUCGACGUGCGAGGUUCUGAUUCUUGUGAGAAACGAGGGCAAGUCGCCUGUUGGAUCCGCGCAUGUGGGCGACGCAACCGCUGGCCGAACUGAGAAACCGGCCGAGCUGCCUCGACAGACCCCCCCGCAAAACUCGCAAAGGCCCGCGCCGUUGGGUAACCCAGAAGACAAGGCGACCGCCGCGCCUCCUCGUCCGUCCGCGACGUCGGAGGAAACGUAUUCGGCGUCGACUGUGCAGCCUGACCACGCUUCAGACCCUGCCACUGCUCCUUACCUCCCGUGGCUUUACCUUCCUGCGCCCCUCGUAGCCUCCUUGAGGGUUUCCAUGAGCCUCGGGCGUCGAGAGGUUCGGAAUGGGUCUGAGCCACUCGCGAAGCCCACAGUGUUGCAGGCUGUCUCCUCGCCCUCAGAAACAUGUGUGAAAGAUCGGUUUUCUCUCGUCUCUUCGCUGCAGCGCUACCCCGAGUACGAGGGCCUCAGCGGUCUUCUCGGCUGUGCCUUCUCGUCCGCUGCUGCUCCUGGGAGAAGCGAGGAAGAUGCGGAGGAUGUCCUCCUUCUCGUGUUAGGCGUGAGAGCCUCCCGCGAGCGUCUCCAAGGCCUUGCUGGCUUCGCGCAGAAGGCCGGCGCCUCUGCCGCGCCGUCGGGCAAUGCAGAGACAGUCCUCACAACCUCCCAGGCCAAAACGACGAGUGUCCUCAAUGUCGAUCAGUACAGAGGUGGCGGAAAGGGAGGUCUGUCUCCUGCCUCGGGCGGCGAUAAGGCGGGUCCCGCUGUCAACUUGAGCGGCGCUGCUCAGUCGGAAGAGCCUGCGAGUGGAGACGGAGGCGUAGGCCUUCUCUGCGACGAACUGCGACCGACUCCGAGCAUGGCUGUGGAUGUGUGUGCGCUAAGUUUGAAAGGCGUGCACGCUUUUCUCGAGCGAGAAGGCGGCGCAGUCCCCUGGGAGAAACCCGUCCUGACCGUUCUGCCGAACGCCGCGCCCCAGGUCACUGGAAAUGUCCAGAGGUGGCUGUGCCCCUGCAGCGCAGCCUCGGAGGCCCUCGGUGUGGGCCUGCUGCCUCCCAGCUGGGGAGAAGAAGGCGACGAACACGAGCUGGGGGCGGGGAAGCAGACAUGCACAGAAGGGAUGGCAAAAGAUGACGAGGUGGCGCCGAACACUCUGACGCUGGUUGUGACUCUCGAAAAUCAAGGGGAUGAAGAGAAGGAGCGGGGGAGUUUGGAAGCCGGCGACUGGUGUCCUCGACGAGGAAGGAGCACGCUUCGUAUUUGGGCCGUAGAGGCCCAGAGCGUGGAGCGUCUCGCUAUGGAGUUAAGACGACGUUCCCGCUUUGCGGAGGCCGAGCGAGUCUGCAUCAAUGCUCUGGAGAACCUGGCUCGCGAACCAUGUGUCUUCUCUGCACCUGAGGAAGGCAAAACAGAGUCUGCAAGCAAGGAGCGCGAGCGAGAGAGAGCGACCAGCUUCCAAUGGUACCGAAACCUCUUGGAAGACAUUCGAGAAGAGCGGUGGACGGAACGCGGAAGACAUCCCGAUGCGGCGGAAGAAGACUUCAAGCCCUGGGACCUGGCUUUUUUUCCGCCGCUCGCGCUCUCGAGCGUCGCCGCCCCCUCCAUGCCGCGGGUCUCCUCCGCUCCAGAGGGCAGCGCGUCCUCGUUUCUCCUCGUCGAGUCUGACCCGCGGCGCUUCCUUUCCUGGGCACUUCGGCGUCUGUUUGUCGUCUUGAAGAGAACGGAGCUGAUUCGAACGGUCGCCCUCCCGCUCCUCCACGCAGUGCUCUCUCUCGCCGUCAAGCAGCGUCUUCCCCAGAGUCUCAAGAAAGCGAACCGCCGGAGUCGAAAGCAAGCCUUAGAACGCGCAGCAGCGUCGAUGAGGGCGCUGGCUCUCUCGGAAGCCCGGUGGCCCGAAGGGCAGGAAGAGGUAGGACGAUGCACACAACAAAAGAGGACGCCUGUGACCCCGACUGCCGAGACGCUGGGCGCGAAGCCAGAUGUCAAAAAGCAAGAAAACGCGGACAGCGAAGAGAAUGAAAAAACACUUGAAGACGCACGAGCCUCCGCGCUGGCCGCCGCGGUCCUUGCGGUCGGCGCCUCCUCGAAAGACACGUCCCCGUUGACCUCCGAGGCGCCUUCUUGGAGCCGCUCGCAGCCGCCAAGGGCGACGAACCGCGAGCCUGUCUCUCCGCGUCAGGGAUCUGCAGAACCAUCACAGGCGCGUGCAGGCGCCGCGGUGGGGGACGCGCCCGAAGAAGAUUCGACCUCUCAGAACCAUGCAGAUGGAGACAAAGACCUUCCCGGCCCUAGGCGUAGCAGAGCCUCCACGUCACUCUCCGAGUCGCUCGGCAGCGAACCCAAGGCGAAGGAAGGCGAAAAGGAAAUGAACAAGGUCUCGCCGUACUCGGUCUUGGGCUCCCGACCCGACGGCUUCGCUUCCUCGCAAACGCUCAAGUCCCCCGGUCCGCCAUCGCCGCUGCUGCUCUCCGUCGCUGGCGACCAGCUCCGGGCUUUGUACGCGCUGCAUGUAGCGUUGACGCAGUUUCUGUUCUACGAGGAAGAAGUACAGAGACGCAGGAGCGCGCAAACCACGGCGAGAAUGCAGAGGGGAGACGACGGCGACAUGAGCGACCUGUGGGAGGCCCCGCCACACCAGAUGGCGGCAUCAGAGUUGUUUUAUCUGAAAAGGAACUGGGAAGAACGGACACACGGGGUUGUCGCGCCCCCAGCGACAACUCUCCUUCCUCGAGAGAAGCAAAACAUCGACUUUUUCACUUUCAUUCAGCUGCCCCUUCAAACUCGCCUGGCCCUCCUGACGGGCGUCACUCAGUGGCGAAGAGACAGCGCGAGCGGGGAUGGAGAGGUCGAAGGAGGCGCCAGCCGUGAGCCAGAGGGGCGCCUGGAAGACCGCGAAAGAGCAGAGGCCGUGCGUGUUGUUGAAAAAUUGCGGCGAAGAGUCGUCCAGCCCCAGCUGAUGUUUGACGACAUCUUUUUUGGGAUGAAUGCGCGAGAAUGGAAGACGGGGGAAGGAAAAGCAGCACGUGACGCGGUCUCUCCGGCGUUCGGCUUUCAGCUUCACCUGACUUGCGCCUUUGGCGGAGGCCGAGGGCGAAACGUUCAGCGCCCGGAACUCGCGGGGCCUCUCCCUCGGAUUGCCUCGGCUUCUCCGUUCUCUCGCUCGACUCUCUCUUCUCCCGCCGACUUCUGUGCGUGCCUCAACGCCUUCUGCGCGUCGCCGGUGCCCCAGCAAAUUGCCGACUUCUGCCUCGAAGUUCUCCCUUGGUCCUCUGCUUCCCUCACUCGGUCCGCGCCCGAUAACUCUUCGGCAGCUAGCUCUUUGGGCGAUCGUUCCUUGGCAACUAGAUCUUUGCGUCUUUCUGGGGACAGAGGCGUGGACGCCUCGCGUUUAGGGUGCCUGAGUUUGGCGGUGGUGGCGGAGGUUGUGCGUGCGAGUUCUCCUCUGGUGUCUCCGUCUGUGCGUCUCCUGCGUCGUCGUUCAGACGUAGGUGAAAUCGCUCUCUGUGCAGUGUAUCAUCGAUCCAGUCUGUUGCCAGCCUCUUCGCUUCUCCCCCUCGUCGACCGCCUGUACAACGCGCUUCCCCAGAGCUUUGAAGAAGAGGACGCCGUCGAACCGGUGUUCCCGGCUGGGAAGGAAGAACGCGGUGAGAAAACGCACGGCGGAGACACAGGCUGCACGGAGAGGUCGAGGGGACAGUUGGAGAGAGCAGAGAGAGCCUGGGUACUGGAGAGGAGAAAGCGCCUGCGCGUUCUGGCGGGAGGAGCCGACAUGCUGGAGCAACACCUCGACGCUAUCGAAUUCCUGAACCGUCACCUUUCUCCCUCGCCUCCCAGUGUCACGUUUCAGCAGCUGAAAGCGGCGUGCCUGUCUCCAUCUUCGGCCCGCCUCAUGUGCGCCUCUCUCUUGAGGGCGCUGUGUCGCACCCCGAGAGCAACGAGCGCCGGAACAACUCCAGAAACAGAAAGCUACGUCUAUUCUUCAUGUGAGGGAGUCGCGAUCUGCUCGCAGCCUAUCACGUGCAACGAACUUCUGGACCGCGCGGUGUACUUACAUCAGCGGGCGUGCGCGGCCCUCCCCCCCGAGGAGCUGUACGAGAUCCUCUUGACGACAUGCGCGACAGAAGUCUCUUUUGUCUCGUCGGCCCCGUCGUCGCCGUCGGCUGGUGGCUUCGCGUCGGUUCUCCAGCACCUGCGGCCGCUGGCCCGCGCCUCGGGCUCAAGCCUCGCCCGCGCGCCUCGCGUGGCUUCGACCUUCUCGGCGAAGCGACUUCUGGUCGAGGCGCUUCUGGAGAGGUGGCGGGACGUUGCCCUGCUCGCCGGAGACGCGCGGCUCGAAGCCUUCUUUCCUCGCGCUGCAGCUUGCCUCCUGGCCUGCGCCCGCGACCUUGUCAAUGCAGCCCCGAGCCUCACUGACCCUUCGCUGGCCGCAGCUCGCGAGCUCCUCCGCAUCUGCCUGGGCCUCGACAGAGAACGCCGGCGCGUGCAAUCACAGCGCAGAGCGGAGCGGAAUCCAUGCAGAGGGGAGGCGGCGGGCCCUGGACUCCAGAGCGAGGAAGUCGAGGCGUUCAGUCAAGACACGCAACUGCAGAGAGGAACAAAGACGCCUCUCGCGACCUACGCAGGUCGUCCUUUGUUGUCUCCGGAACACAAGGAAGACGUGACGUGCCUAGCUGUGGACAGACAAGGCCAGGUUCUGGCGCGGCAGAUUCGCUCGGAGCUGCGCUUCCUUGCUUUCGUUAAAACGCUCAGCGCCCUCCUCGCCUCGAAACGUGUCUCCGGAGAUGCCGCCCCUGGCGACGGGCUUCGCCGCGCCCUUGCCUCGACUGUCUCCGCUGAGGGGACGAAGGUCUUAGGCGUCGAGUUCGUAGCUCUCGCGUCGGUCGCAGGUUCCUCUGCAAAGGCCGCCAAGGCGGCGAUGGUCGGCGCUGCCCGCGGCGGCGGCGCCCUCGCGCGGGGCGCUCUCGAGGCCUCCGGCUCGGCCGCGUCCUCGACGAUGCGUCUUCUUCGCUCCUACGGGUCUUUAAGCGCCGAAAAUCGGCUUAUAGACGGGGAGGUGACGCAACUUGGAGCCGCUGAGGCCGAAAGCAGCCGCCGUCUCGACUCUACAGCCAGCUGUUCGGCGCGAUCAAGCGAUGCACUCGGGAAACAGCUCUCGCCCCAGGAAACAGAGCCGAUAAGUCACUCUUGGGGACCUCUCUCGUCUUCUGCCUCUGCGUCUGUCUCAGUUACGUCCCCGGCCUCCGGCCUCGCUUCUCUCUCUGGCUGGCUAUCCACGCCGCUGCAGGUGAGGCUGGCGGCUGCAGAGCCCGGCGGUUUGGCGCGCGUCGUGCAGGCGAUUCUCCGCGCAUGUCCUGAGGCAGCUGACGAGACCCAGCUUCUGGAGAAGCUCGCCACCUUGUUGGAGAGAGAAGGAGAAGAAGGAAACUGGAGAGGCAGGUGGAGACUUUACGAGGCUCGCGCCUGGGCCUACUGGGUCCGAGGGCGGGCGGGAGAGGCCCUCAGUGUCCUCGCGACGCUACUCGUCCUGCAACAGAGAUCCCCGGAAGGCGAGACAGAGACGAGGCGCAGAGCGGCCGAAAGAAGAUCGAACGACAAACAGAGGAACGCCGUCGAAGGCGAACACGGACCAGACUCUGGACACUCGAACGAGGUGCGCGUGAGGCCACUGACAGAGGGCGAGGAAAGGGAAAGGGUCAUCGCGGUUGACUCUGUAGAGAGCGGAACUGAGCUGUGUACCUCGCAGAAGACGCUUCAGCGGACGACCAGAAGAAGCGAGGGGCGCAAGCGUCCAUCGAGAUGUCUCCUCUACCUGAUUGCUGAGAACGAUCCGUCUCUCUCUAUCCUCACUCUGCAGUUUGCCCAAAAGCGCUCGCUGCCGUUUGUAUUUGAAACUGGCGAAGGACCGUCGUCUUUCUCCUCUUCCUUCUCUUCCUCUGUCGACGCAAAAAAGGCGCCGUUGCAAGCGGAUUGCUUGUCUCCCAAUGUCCGAGGAGCCCUUCUCGCUUUGGCCGUUCGGAGGUGCGACGCGCUUCACCUGCCGUUGCUUCUCGGGGCAUUCGCGGCUGUCCAGCACGAGCACUGCAUGCUGCAGGCGGCGGCGUUGCUUCCCCGGAAGGCCUGUGAGGGGGUGAGCCGAGGAAAGGGCAAUUCGUUCGACGAAGGAGACACCGAGGGCGGAGCGGCGGAUGCCCAGAGCUUUCUCGGCGACCCGAGAUACGGAGAGGCGUUCCCGACCUACCCAGUACAGCCUGAGGGGGAGGGGGGGCUCCAGAAAAGGCCCACCGGGACGUCUUUGCCUGAGUCGCCUUUUCUGGAAAGAGAGAGCGGCUCCAGUUCCGGUUGGAUCCCCGCUACGAGUGCGGACUGGUUUUCAAGCGGCGCGUCCGCCUUGCCCUCCUGCUCUCCUUGGCCAUUUUCAAGUCUGAAGGAGGGCAAAGCUGGAGGAAACAGAGAAGAGGAGAGUGUGAGCAAGCUGCUGGCUCUUCCAGGCGGAGCGUCCACCUUCUGGACGCGUGGAGGGGCCGGCCGCUUGGAGCAAGUGAGAGAUCGUGAAGCAGAGAAGUCGCCCUGUCGGUCCACAGGCGGGAAAGCAGGAGCUGGAACCUCGGACGUUCUCGUUCGAGAGGAUAUGACCGCCCCUUCCGUCUUCCCAAAGAUCUUAACUACUUCGCUCUUUCUGCGGGCGCGACAAGCCCUCGGUCUGUCAGCUUCGAGCCGCGACGCUCCACCAGCCGACAGCACAUCUGCCAGUGAAGGCUCAGCGGACGCUUCGUCCUCCUCGUCACUUUCCUCUCCUCCAUCUUCUGUUUUUUCAUCUUCUCUCCGCACGAUAAGGCCCCCGCCGGUCGCUCCGGCGGCCUUGGUUUUUUCUGCGAUUGGUGUGGCUGAGGGCAUGGUGAACUUUGCAGCAUUGCGAGCGCGGCAGGAGUACGACAAGCGCUUGGGUUCGCUAUCAGGGUCUUCCUCCUUUCUCGGGGACGGCAGGGAAGGACGAGCCGCGGAGCCAGAAGCCACCGGCGGGGCCGAGGAUACAGCAGGGUCGGAAGUUUCGCCGUUCUCGUCUCGCGCCUCCACAGGAGACAUAGGGAGAAUGAGAGACGCCUCCGACCCGCGCACGACCCCUGAAAGGCCAAGCCUACCUCGGGGAGAUUUGGCAGGGCCGCUCGCGGACGCCCUUCAUGCUGUGAGGCCACGGUGCUCCUCUUCGAUUGGAGAGAAGGAAAGGAGGCAACACGGAGAGGGGACCUCUGCAGGAGAGGCGCCUCCCGCAGACGCAAACGUCGCUGGGACUUUGCCGGCUGGGGGGCAGGUGCAGAGGCAUGAAGGGCCGAUAGCAAGAGCAGAGAAGAACGCGCCUUUCCGUGAGGCAGAACAUGAGGGAGAAAGUGGAAGGAAGGAGGAGCAGGAGAGGACGUCUUCUCGCCUGGGUUUCAGCCGCUUCUUACCAUACGGGGCGAAGGAGGGUGACGACAAGAAGGCGGAAACGGUCGCGAGGCGAAUAGAGGGACACGGAGAUUCAGAGGUGUCUCCAGAAGCGAUUCUCAUUGCGGAGGCGCACGUCCUUGAGUCAGUGGCCGAGUUGAGUGCCGUGGGGCCGUCGAUCCUUCCCUCUCUCCGCUUUUGGCCCCAAGCAGUCGCUGUGCGGCCUCCGCUCUCGAUGCCUUUUGCUUCCAACCAGCAACCGCCUGCCAGCGGCCUCGAGAGGCAGUCUCUUCUCUCUUUUUCGCCCGCAUCGGGAUGGGAUCUCCCUCUGCUUCUUUUCGGCUUUUUUCUGCUCCAGACAGACACAGACAGUGGGGAAGAGCGCGAGACGACAGAGCGCUUCAAGGGGAAGCAGCCGAGCAGGCGCGUGGGCGGGGAACUGGAGCCGUACGUCAUAAAGGGCGAAAGGCGUUUUCGCCUCUCUCUCGCCGAAAGGCAUGUCGCAGGCGUCCAACCUUUCCUGCAUGCACUGCUGCAGACCGACGUCGAAGCUGCCUUCCUCGUCGCAGCGCUUCUCUCUCUGAACUCUCCAGCUUCGUGCUCUCCGAGUCCUUGUUCUGCGUCUGGAGGCGCAGCCGUGUUUUCGAGUUCCAGGUCCCUCGGGCCGUGGAAGAAGGUCGGAGCCACGAGAAGCUCUCUACAGGGAGCCGCGACUUUCGGUCCCUUUGCUUUGCCACAGUGCGCGUUUGCGCUGCUGCGCAGUUAUCUCUCUGCCUCUGGCGACGCUGUCGAGAGAAGCGGAGAGAGAAAUAGUGUCUCCUCUGAGCUCUCUCCCGUGUCACCUUCGGUCUCUGCGUUGAAUGCUGCGUUCUGUCCGCCGGCGCGAGCGUGGAACGGUGCCGCAUGCGCGGCCCGAGCCGAUGUCUCCACGGAGGUGCUUCUGCAGCUUCUUCUUCGGUGGGUGUUGCUUUUCUUCGCUUCCCAUUCGUCAGGAGACUGUCUUGCCUCUGUGGCUUCGCUCUCGAGGAUCAGCCACCCCGUAAGAGAGCAGGGGCGAGGCGAGACAGCGCAUGCUGUCUUUGUCUCCGCCGCUGCGCUUGUCCACUCACUCUUCCUCGUCCGGGAUUUCUUCCAUGUUUCUGACGCCGUGCUGCUUCUUCUCGGUCUCCUGCCGAAGAAGAAAGAAGAGACAGACGGCGACAUAGGGCAGCGACGAGCCCGGGCUGUCGCGUUCGGCGGAGAUGUGCUCAGAGAAGCGAGCACUCUGAAUACGGCAGACGCUCCGUUGCUCCCCUUGCUUGCUCGCGACGCCGCUUUCAGGCGUCAGCUGCUGCUGCAAGUUACUCAGGCGUUUCCAGAGAAACUCGACUUUGCAACGGCGCUUCUUCCCGUCGCCAGUGCUCUUCAGUGGCCUCUGAACGGCUUGGAGUCCCGCCCCUUGGAGGGGCGUGGCGUCGCCUUCUCCCUCCUGUCUCUCUCUGGCGACCGCGUAAGAGAGACAGAGUCGCAGAAACACGGGAGAGUGCAGGAGGUGCCCGCUGAGGCGCGGCGUAGGGAAGCGCGAACGCAGGAGACAGGGGUGAUCGGGGCUGAGGCCAAGAGAGAGCACAGGAACCAAACAAGAGAGCGGAGAGCCGGUGGAGAGUUCGACGAGCGAGGGGUGGGUUUUGAGACCUUGCAAACGAGUAAGAAAGAUGCAAGAAGGUGUGAAGAGCUUCUGACCUCGUCCAGUGAGUCGGGACCAUUUUCAGCGUCUCAUCCGCAAUCUUCUUCAUCCCUCGAGCCUUCGCCGAACCCGUGUGAGUCUUUUUCGGAAAUAGUGCUGCAAGCUGCUUCGUCUGAGCCUGAUUCCACGACCCCACCUACGGCACUGUCUGCUCCAAGGCUCGCCUGCCGCGAGGUUGUAGAAACAGAGGCACAGGGGGCCUGCAUGCAGUUGUCUCCUUUGGAGUCCAGGGAACAGUCGUGGGGUCACGAGCAAGAAGGCCUCGACGCCUUUCGCAUGCGUCUUGAAACAUUUGAUGGUCUCUUCCUCUCACCCCUCCAGCCUCUAUCCUCCUUUGUUGUGAAGCUGCUCGAGCAGCUACCUCUUCUCUUCUUCGUGCCGUCUGAGAAUCGCGGGCGAGGACGCGGAGGAGGGCCCCCCAGGCCAGAGGAGGAAGGAGGAGGGGGAGCGGAGGAGAGAGAAGACGAAAGAGGAGAGCAAGGAGGUGUGUGGGAGACAGGCAGAUGGAUUCUGCGGCUUUUGAGGAUCUAUACAAAGGCUCUGGCCUUUUGCCGCUUCUACGAGAAGAGCACAGACGGCCUCGUUGUUGGAAAGGCGGUGAAGACGCUGCUGGACGUAGGAGGAGACGAGGCGCGAGGAGAAGUUGAAUCGGGAGACAAGAGUCGAGGCGCCGAGAACAGGGACGAAGAGCGACGCGCACUCCACCUUGGAGCCCAACUGCAGGCUGCAGGCGUCUUUGUCACAGAGAAAGAGCGUCCAGUUUCUUCAGUAUCAGGUACCUCUUCUCCCUGUGGCGCCUUGCAAGGGAUUCUUGAAAAGACUGUCUUCCUUCGAAGGCUCUUCUCGCGCGCCGCUUGUGCGGCAGGUUGCUCCUCGCGUGCGUUCUUGGCAGAGGUGCUCUGCAAUGACAGGCAGCCACCGAGAAGGUGCAGAGACAUAAAUGGCAAAGAGGAGGGGACAAAGCAGCUGGGAAACGGAGAAGGAGAGAGGGAAGGCGGAAGCGAAACAUGGCCGUUGCAGGAGAGAGUAAGGAAUUCGAGGGAAACUGCACAAAGGGAGAAUGUGGCGAGGAUCAUACGCGACACAGGCUUGGGAUGCACCCAGGUCGACGACGCAAUGUCUGCUCUCCUUUCUCUUCUUCCUCUCGUGGACAUCACCUCCAUUUUCCUUCCUCGCUCCUUGGCAGCGCAGAAAGAAGGAUGUGAAACAGAACGAGCAGGAGAGGAAGAAGAGGAGAGAGAGGCGGGAAGAGGAAAGGAAGCACCUGCAAAGAGCGAAGAAGAGAGUGGACAAGAUCCGUUUUUGCAUGCUGUGUUAGAGGCGCUUGGCGGGUCGAAUUCAUGGAAGAAGUCCCAGUCAUUGCCUGGAGAAGGAGAGAGCAUUGCUCUGCUGGCCUUCUUCCAGAAGGGUCCGUCGGUUCUCUCUCGGCGAUCUCCUUCCUCCUUCGUGGCAGAGGCGCUGCUUCUUCGUGACCUAGAAAGGCGACUAGAAGAAUGCAGUUCGAUGUCUCUUGUCUCCUUGUCUUCUGUUGGACCUGGGAGCCAGGAAGACGACGGCGCCAACGAAGGGGGUGAAGCCGGCAACUAUCUAGAGGAAGGAAACAAGGCAAGGAAAGCAGUGCAGUCUGUGCCUGCAAACGACGUCGACGCGGAGGAUUUCGUAUCUCUUCUUCUUCCUUUCAUUCCGCUUUCUCGCUGGGAAGCCACUGUAGCGAAUCUUUCCGUGCGCGUCGGGUUACAUUGGGGUGAAACGCAGAAGAGUCGUGAAGCUGGGUGCCCGUUUGUGCGGCAGGCUGUACUUCUUUACCUCAUUCAGCGCAUGCGUCGAGCCCUGGAGAAGCGGAUGCAGGCGGGAGAAGUACUUAAAGGAGAACAUAGAGGAGUCGCGGAAGACGAGGAAGUUGAAGGAGGUGAGGGUAAGGCGAGCCGGCUGAUGUCUCGGAACGUCGAUCCUGUCCAUCUCCUCCAAAAGCUUCGCUUUCAAGAGGCGUGGCUUCUACUUUCGACUGCUUGGGAUCAUGCUCUUGCUCGAUCUCCUUCCUUCUCUGUCUCUUGUUUCCCUCCUCGCAUGUCUCCUCAAGGGUCGCCUUCCUUUGAUCCCCACACUCAAAAACCACCCAGCCCUCCCUCUCCUUCUUCCUCUCCUUCUUCCUCUCCUUCUUCCUCUCCUUCUUCCUCUCCUUUCUCUCCGUGCUCUCCUUUGGUUUCCUCACCACCAGGAGAGCUUCGGCAACAGCAGGAGUCUUUAGCGUCUGCAUGCGUCAACGUUUUGUUGUACUGCGAGGAAUCAAAGUUUCCGGCUUUCGCGUCUUCUUUUUGGUUUGCCCUGUGCUCGUGUCCGGCAUCUCUCUUUCCUGAGUGGAAGUCUUGGCUCGAAGUCGCGGACCAGGCGGGGGAACGGAUACAGGAGCCCAAGGCGAGAAGCGCGUUUGUGGCUGCAGGCCUUCGGUCGCUGCGAACACGGGCCGCCAACCUUCUCUCUGGUCUCUCUGUCUCCGAGGGAGACGUCGACGAAACAUGCGAGAACAUGGUUGAGUCUGAGCGCGGCAGAAAGGUCCUGUCUUUCGUCGCUGAUGCGGAGGCGGGAAGCGCCGUGGGAGCCUUCGUCGCAGCAGGGUUGCUGCCUUGGCUGCAAAACUUGCAUGCGCGGCUGUGUGGGGAGUCGAGCGGAAGAGAGGCGCGUCGCAGGGAAACUGCCUCUCAAAGCUGCAGUGUCUCAGAUGCCGCAACCGUCUUGUUCGCUCACACAGGCCAUCACUUCCAGCUGCUUCUGCGGCGCCUCGCCGGCGUCCCGGGCAGCGAUGCCUUGAGGAAGUCUCUUUUCACUGCACUAGCGAAGGCAGUCUGUUCGUGGAUCAUGGCCCUGUAUGCAGAGUGUGGCGCGGAGGACCCCGCCAUCUCCUCUUUCUCUUCGACUCUGCGCACGCCGAGGAGAGAAAACGACGCGCAGACGCUCCUGUUCUCUCUCGUUCUCUCCGAUUCUCUCCUGCAGCACUGCGACGCGUCCUCUCGCGGGACAUGGGCCGCGCCUCGCGCUUCGGCUGACGCCGUCGACCCUUCUCCCUUCUUGCAUCUGAAGGCGAUUCUUCUGUGGCUGACGGCGCAAUGCAUGCGAGUUCUGACCCCUCUUGGUCCGCAGGUGGAAGAGACACUCGGAGACUCUUCACGCGGAGAGAGAGAGAGCACUUGGCUGUUGGCUCUCGCGCCUUCCUCGCCGUUGUCUCUCUCCGCUCUCUCCUCCCUUUUCGCGAAGCACACGCGGCAGAGCCAAAGGCUGCGAGGAGAGUCUGGAGGAGAGGCAGGAGAAGAAACGGAGAAGAGCGAAGAAGAACAGUUGGGCGUGACGGAGCGAAGCGUGGGCUUCGAGUUUUGUCGAGCGUUCAUCGAGGCGCGAUCGUCUUUUUCGCAGUCGCGGCUUCGGAGAAGCGACUCAGACCGGGAGAAUGUGUGCGGCGAAAAUCCUGUCUCCUCCGCCACCAGGGCCGCAACGGACGACCCCCUCGGGAAGCCUUUGCUUUUGUGCGAGAGGCGUUCGAAGCAGCAGAGACUGAGGGACAGGCUCUGUGGCGUCGUUCUCCUCCGUGCAGUGGAGGACGAAGAGAACCGACAUGUUCAGCGAGGAGGCGCAACCGACCAAGAACCAAGCGUGGUGUGUUUGUCGGCGACAGCAAACCGGUUGUGGGUCCCGCCCGCUGCGUUCGCGCCAGACGAAGACGCAGAAACAGCGAAGGAUCAGAUACGAGGAAGGAGAGAGAAGAGAGACGGAGAAGAUGAGAAAAAGCGAACGCCACAGCCGCAGCCUGCCUCACCCAGGUCCUCCGUCUCUCUGUGGCGCUCGCUGUUGGCCGGCGCAGAGUCCGAGGAAGAGGCGCUUCUCAUCGCGCUUAUGGCCCCGCCAAACUGGAGUCUGAUGGUACGAGAAGGCUGUGUCGAACAUCCUGUGCAGAAGAAAGGAAGGAAACAUGCGAGGGAGAAGGAAGCAAACACAAAGGGGAGAGAGAAAGACAGACGAGAGGAAACAGGACGGGGGGAGAGAAGGACGCACGAAACGGAGAAGGAAGGAAGCACGAGAGGAACGAGGUGUGUUUUACAAGAGGACAAGAUUUGCGGGAAAUGUGAGUUCGCCUCCGACUUCGAUUUGCUUCCACGUUCCUUCUUCUUGCAGGACGCAGGCGACGGACAAGAGCGCGAAUUUCCUUCUGUUUCGUGGUUUUCUUCUUCUCCGGCUCUAAACCUUCUGACCGUCUCUACCGAGGGGAAAACUGCCUUUUCCCUGGCCUCGAUGGCUUCGGGGUCGGAAAGGCCCCAAGAGGCUGUGCGGCGGGCUCUGGCGUGGCUGCAAGGCUGGGAAGCGGCGCCAUUGUUUCAGGGACCCCAACUGACGAGGCUGACUUCACGCCUUGAAAAAGGACAUGCCCUUCUGCUGGUGGCUCUCACUGCUCUCUCCGGCGCUUCUUUCGGCUCUGCGUCUCUGGACUAUGCGGUCGUCGCCACGCUUGCGAACGGAGACUGGCUGGAGCCUUUUGAGACAGACGCGCGGGAGGCGGACGCGAGGAGAGAGAGUCUGCAGAGUGCGCUGCCGGGUCUUGUCAUUUUCGGAGACAGCAAAACGGGCGAAGCAACUGACAGCCAAACACUCCGUGCCGGCAAGUCUAGGCCAUCAGAGGACUCCUGGCAGCUGCAAGAUCCCUCGGAAGAUGCAGCUACUCGCCAUGUUUCUUUCCGGUCUUCUCGGCCGCUUCCUGCCUUUGCUGUUUCUUCAGAAAGCUUCAAGAGCUGGCCUGCUGUACGUGCACAAGUCGCUGUGGCUGUGUGCGCGUGGUAUCGCCAACUGGCGCGUGAAAAUGGACAGGAAGGAGACGGGGAAGAAGAAUGUCGAGACGAACGAGAGGAGUGCCUUCUCGCCGUCCUCGCUCACGUCCUGCAGUGGCUGGUUCUCCUACGCCCUCAUCUGCUCAGCCGCCAUCUCCGGGAGGCCCGUGUAGAUCGGAGAGAGACAGCCAGGGUUUUGCAUGCUCGGGAGGCGGAGAGAAAUGGAGAAGGACAAGAGACAGGCGAGGCGUGCCAAGAAGACAGAGCUCGCUGGCGCCUGGCAGCGCUUCAAAACGCAGUCGAUCAGUAUCGUCUCUCGCUCGCCGCCGCUCCUUCUCCGCGCUCCCGCGCCGGCGUGCUGGUCCGGCGGCCUUGGAGUCGUCCCGUUCCAGAAGGAAGCGAAGAAGGCGAAGCGCAUUUCUCUGUUUUCUGGGAUGUUGAGAGAGACGACAUUGAGGCCGGGUGCCAUCUGGGCGAGGGGCAGCUAGCCUGUCCUGCGCGCCCAGGCUGGCGGUGUCGGUUUCCAGCGACGGCGUGGCUUCUGUAUCGCGCGGCUCUGGAAGCUCAUGAGGAAGAAGAGGGAAAAGGAAGAGAAAGAGAGAGGCAGCGCAUCCGAGAGAAUGCAGAAGCGAUAACUCUGACGGAAGGCCUGGGGACGCGAGUCCCUUCUGUCUCAUCUUCUCUGGCUGCGCUUCCUCGACUUCCUUUCGCGUCCACAUGCGAGGCCGGGGCGCUGUGUGGGAGUUUCUUGCUCUUUGCGACCGGCGCUUGCCCUGCAUUUCUCGCAGGAGUCGCGCGCCAGAGAGAAGAAGUGGACGGCAUGGCGCGCGCUAGUUAUCUGGAGAGAAGCCGAGAGAUGAGACGCGCCAGCGCGCUCCGAGAAAGCGGAGACAGCCUGUGGCGGCACGUGACGGGGCGGCUCGGCGAGGCUGUUCAAAAAGUGUCUUGGCUUCUGUGAAGGACGUCGUCUCUCGUGUGCGUCAAACCAAGGACAUCGCUCUCAGAAUGAGUCUUUGAAGCGAGGGACGAAAGUCUCUUGAAUUAGGAGAAUUUUACGACUGUGGCGGGGCUAUGGGACCCAAAUUGGAGAAGCAACGGUCAGCUUCAUGCAGCGAAGAAAAAUGCUUUCUCUAGAGGUGUUGCCUGGCAAUAGGCAGUGGACUCUUCCCGUCCUACGCUCUGUUCUUUUCAUAGGUGCAAGGGAUUUUUUCAAGUCCUGCAGUCUCGCCUUCCUUUUGUGAGCUGGACAGACAUCCGCCAUGUGCGAACUAAAGUGGUCGAAACCCUCCUA
Messenger RNA from Toxoplasma gondii ME49, 17316 nucleotides. RefSeq lists its product as hypothetical. The transcript is spliced from 4 exons. Bases 1 to 16983 code for a protein of 5660 amino acids. The record is from RefSeq and is a predicted model, not a curated record. NCBI's taxonomy places the organism in Eukaryota, Apicomplexa, Conoidasida, Eucoccidiorida, Sarcocystidae.